Molecule: messenger RNA, 411 nt
Organism: Macrosiphum euphorbiae (potato aphid)
Lineage: Eukaryota; Metazoa; Arthropoda; Insecta; Hemiptera; Aphididae
Source: the annotation of a GenBank genome assembly
AUGAUAGCAUUAUCGAGUGGUUAUCAAAUACAUAUUAAAAAUUUUGAUUCGUUUGCACGUGAAACAGCUGAACUAUAUGUAAAAAUAUAUUCUUGGUAUAGAAUGCCUGUAAGCGUGCAUACAAUUUUAUUUCACGGAGCUGCAGUUGCCAAAUCUAUAUUAUUACCUAUUAGUAUGAUGUCAGAAGAGGCACAAGAAGCCAGUAAUAAAAUAUAUAGACGAGUUCGAGAAAGACAUACCCGAAAAAGCAGCAGAUUAAACACUACUGAGGACCUAAUUCAUAUGAUGCUACAGCAAUCAGACCCAGUAAUAUCAAGGGCAAGAGGACUGCCAAAAUCAAAAAUGAAUGAGCUUCCCGAAGACGUUUUACCUUUGUUAAUAGUAGACUCGAUGAUUGACGAUGACCAAUAA